AUUAAAUUAUUUAUAUCUACAACGCAUUUGCUGAAAUAUUCCAAAGAAGCAACUAAUCUAUAACAGACAUAUAAAACAAAAAUUGAAGGAAACACCGAACCCCCACCAAAUUACACUGAAAUGACUGAUCCUCGACAAGAACCAUACCAUGUACCAGCACAACUCACAAUGGGUCAACAGCAGUACAGUCCUCCGCAACAACCACCUAUAGUGCAAUACCCACAAACUCAGCAAAGUAUUGCAGUAUUUGAUGUACCCAACGUUCAAGCGGUUUCUAUACCAAACUACGCCGUUUUGUCUUGGCUAGCUUGUUUAUUAUGUUGUUGUCCAAUUGGUAUUGCAGCUAUCAUUAAAUCCAGCGAGGUAAAUAGGGCACUUGCUGUCAACGAUGUUCCACGUGCUUACAAAGCGUCAGAUGCUGCUAAGAAACUCGCCAUUGCUGCCAUCAUAUGUGGUCUCAUUCUUAUACCAAUUUCAGUGGUGUUGCGGUUAAUGUAUACACCAAAAGCCUAGUAAAUGUAUCUAAAUGUAAAUAUUACGAUACAACUUAUGAUGAAAUAUUGAAUUAUAGAGAAUGCAUUUUAAAAGUCCGGAGUGCAAUCACGUUGACAAUAUGGUCAAGAGCCUUACCGUGUAUACUAUAACAACAUGGGCUAAUAUAAACUAAAAAGUCAUUUAGAAUUUGUUUUUAAUCUUACAUACACGAAACAAACGACUUUAUCUUUUACACAAUUAAAAAUACAAUUUUUACCCAAGAAUGACACAGGCUUGGUUAUGUCAUUAAAGUAUCUCCUCUU
This is a messenger RNA of Hydractinia symbiolongicarpus, 797 nucleotides long. RefSeq lists its product as uncharacterized. Gene Ontology annotation, cellular component: membrane. The transcript has 4 exons. The record is from RefSeq and is a predicted model, not a curated record. NCBI's taxonomy places the organism in Eukaryota, Metazoa, Cnidaria, Hydrozoa, Anthoathecata, Hydractiniidae. The coding region runs from base 121 to 513 and encodes 130 amino acids.